Molecule: messenger RNA, 1282 nt
Organism: Nerophis ophidion (straightnose pipefish)
Lineage: Eukaryota; Metazoa; Chordata; Actinopteri; Syngnathiformes; Syngnathidae
Product: ADP-ribosylation factor-like protein 4C
Exons: 1
Coding region: 205-777 (190 amino acids)
Biological process (GO): endocytic recycling; intracellular protein transport
Cellular component (GO): cytoplasm
Molecular function (GO): GTP binding; GTPase activity
Source: RefSeq, a predicted model, not a curated record
UUUUGUUGUUAGUAGCGGAGAGCAGUCCGUGGAGGCCGCGUGUCUCUGACGUGUCCGCCGGGAGCACACCGAUGGUCGCCUGAGAGGACUAACAAGACCGGGGAAGAAGGGGUAGGGGGGUGUUUUUUUUACCCCAGCCGAGACCGGGACUACACCGGUCGCUCGCCACCUGAGCCCCAGGGAGGUGGACCAGCCCCGGCCGACAUGGGCAACAGUUUGUCCAACGUGUCCGCCUUCCAGUCGCUCCACAUCGUCAUGCUGGGUCUGGACUCGGCCGGCAAGACCACGGUGCUGUACCGCCUCAAGUUCAACGAGUUCGUCAACACGGUGCCCACCAUCGGCUUCAACACGGAGAAGAUCAAGCUGAGCAGCGCCAAGGGCAUCAGCUGCCACUUCUGGGACGUCGGGGGCCAGGAGAAGCUCCGCCCCCUCUGGAAGUCAUACAGCCGCUGCACGGACGGCAUAGUCUACGUGGUGGACUCCGUAGACGUGGACCGGCUGGAGGAGGCCCGCACCGAGCUACACAAGGUGACCAAGUUCGCGGAGAACCAGGGCACGCCGCUGCUGGUCAUCGCCAACAAGCAGGACCUCCCCCGCUCGCUGCCGGUGGACGCCAUCGAGAAGCAGCUGGCCCUGCACGAGCUGGCCCCCGCCACCUGUUACCACGUGCAGCCCGCCUGCGCCAUCAUCGGCGAGGGGCUGCACGAGGGCAUGGACAAGCUGCACGAGAUGAUCGUUAAGCGCCGGAAGAGCCUGAAGGCCAAGAAGAAGCGGUGACGUCACACCCGGAUGUCCGACUUUGCACUUUUCCGAGGUUACGAAACGGUCCCACUUGUGUUGGCCUCGGGGUCCGAAAUAGUCCGGGGUCAAGCCGCGGUGGGACUGCGACAAAAACACUGAAGGACAUCACAGCGCGGCCGUGGAGCGUUCACGGUGGCCGCAGUUUGACCCCGGAACGGACCAAAGCCGUUGUUUCCUAUGGGAAUCUUUUAGGCUCGCGCCCGCGAGUCCGAGAUUUGGCUGACAUUCCACCGCACGGCAAGACGUGUGCGCGCCCGCGCUGAUGUGUUUAACAGCGCGCUGACAAAUUGGGUCGCGCGCCUGCUGCAGUUUAGUCUGGGAGAUGUCUCGGUAUGGACCACACACACACACCGCGCUGUGGAAAAACUGUUGCUAAUAAUAUGACCGUGAAGUGGAAAUACGAGUUCUUAAAGGACGUGUUGUAAAAAGAAAAAUAAGUUUUCAUUCGAAGGUGUUCCUAAUAAAGUGGCUGUCAUCAUCA